This is a messenger RNA of Salvia splendens (bonfire salvia), 1701 nucleotides long. RefSeq names its product calcium-transporting ATPase 12, plasma membrane-type. Gene Ontology annotation, cellular component: intracellular membrane-bounded organelle; plasma membrane. The record is from RefSeq and is a predicted model, not a curated record. Gene Ontology annotation, molecular function: P-type calcium transporter activity. Lineage: Eukaryota; Viridiplantae; Streptophyta; Magnoliopsida; Lamiales; Lamiaceae. The transcript is spliced from 3 exons. Bases 1 to 1701 code for a protein of 566 amino acids.
AUGGCGGGUCCCAGCAAGUGGGCUGUCGGGCCUGGUAGGGAUGAUAUUGUGGGUGGAAGUGCCUAUUAUGUGGAUAGGAUUGUUGCAGAUCUAAUGAUCCAAUCGGAUAGUGUGGUGGCUGAUAUAUGGGCUGCGAUGGGUGGUGAACGAAUUGCGGCUGACGGUAGUCGAAUUGGUGAUGAGAGAAUGCUGCAGAGUGAAGAAUACUUGGUCAGUCGAGAAAUUCUGGCAGAAGCAGUUGAAAGAAACUGCAGAGACGCCCUUGACCACUACGGCGGCAUCGAAUACAUUGCUUCUGCGUUGAGAACAAAUAUCGAAGUCGGAAUCGUAGGCGAUGCAGACGACCUUAAAUCCCGGUGUGAAGCCUUUGGUUCAAACAUGCCUACUUCACAGCCACAGCCUCAUAGCAUAAAACGCAUCCUGCAGGAUGCUUUACGGGACACCACUAUCAUUCUCUUGUUGUGUUGUGCGAUGCUUUCCUUGGCCAUUGGAAUCAAGAUCAAUGGAGCAGCAGAGGGUGUUGCCUACGCCCUUCUGCUUCUGCUGGCCUUGUCUUCUGUUGUCUGCUUCGCUGCUGCCGCUCGCUUUGUUAGGGAGAGAUGGAUGAUAAGGAAAUUCUCCAAACAAAUUGGCGACAUUGUGUGGUUGAGUCCCGGUGAUCGAAUCCCUGCUGAUGGCAUUUUCGUAAACGGGGAUGAUUCGUUUAAGCUCAAUGCUGAUUUGGAGGUGGAUUAUUACCGGCGCCCUUCUCUGUUUACCGGCGGGGAAGUGUCUCAAGGCCGGUGCUGUAUGCUCGUGACGUCGGUGGGCGACAACACUGAGAGAAACAGGCUAAUGAGAAGUAUUAGGGAUGAUCAUCGCUUUCAACUGUUGGAUGCUAUUGAGAAAACCAGCUCUAAAUUUGAUAAGAUUUGGCUGAGCCUUUGGCUGGUCCUUCUGGUGGUGCAGUUCGUCCGUUGUUUCGUUGCGAAGAAGGUUCAGGCUGAUAAGGAUCCCAAGGGAGUGAAGAACAAAAUGGAGGAUUUGAUGAAGGAAGUGGUGAAGAAGGAGAGGUUGAAGGCCAAGGGCUUAUUUUCGCUGCUAUUGGUGCUCGUCUUCGCGAGCAGAGACGGCUUACCUUUAGCCCUCUUCGUCUCCUUGUCGUACGCCUCUCACAGAAUCAAGUCUUGCAAGGCCACUGUAGGGCGGCUUCAAGCUAGCGCCACGGUCGGCUUGAUCACCACUAUCUGCGCCACCGGUUUAGUUUUGAAGCAUUCAGAACUGGCGGAAUUGUGGAUCGGUUUUGACCUCGUUCACCAUAAUCUUCAAGGGGACGCGCAACUUGUCGAAACUUUGUGCCAAGGAAUAUUACUCCAGACAUCACCCAAUGGGUGUUUUGAGGAAAUAUGUCUUCUUAGUUGGGCCAGGGCAGUGCUGGGACUUACUAACACGGAGACGGAGUGCUAUUAUAACUUCUCAUCCACGGUUCGAUACCAAAUGGCUGCGAAUUUAUGGUGUUCAAUUCUGGAAAGCGAAUGCCAAGUCGAAGAUAAAGUAGUGGUGCAUGUCCACUGGAGCGGACCGCCAGACUCCAUCCUGCCAAUUUGUUCCCAUUACUACACCUUACAGGGGAAUAUCGAAACCAUACACGCGCUCAAGGCCACGCCCUUUAAACAACUACUCGCUCCAUACGGCCAAUGUUGCUUCGCUUUUGAGCGAUAA